GCUCAGAGUGAGCUCAGUCAGCGUAGCGUGAAUGGCUGAGAGAGAAAAAGAAGCGUAGUGUGGUGCUAUUUUUUCCCACCCACGACCAAAGGUAAUGCCAUGUGCUCCGUCUACAAUAAAGUGGUGCCACAUAGCAGCAAACACUAGCAACGCACAUUGACACUUUUAAAGAGGCUGAACAUCGCCAUGAAGACAACCGGCAAGCCUUAAGGUCCCCUGCACCACCUGCUGUCCGUCAGGAGACAUUGCAGGAGAGUUUCAUGAAAGGCCAAGAAUAUCCAGGAACUACACAUCCCACCCGCGCUAAAUCUGAGAUCCCGGAUGUCUAUUGUACCGGAAGAGAAGGUGGUCCUUUUCCCAGCCAUCUUGUGGCUUCACCUAGCGAAGUUCUCGCAUCGAGCCUUGUAGAAUCGGAGGGAAAUCCUGCUCAAGGGGCGCCAUCAUGCCCGGACAAAUGCAAGAAGGUUUUGGCUGUGCCAUAACCAAUCGAUUCGACCAGUUAUUUGAUGACGAGUCGGAUCCGUUUGAACUGUUAAAGCAGGCCGAAGUAAAGAAGAAGAAGGAGGCUCCGGUUUCUGGUGCCGCCAAGACUGCAGCCCAGGCUGCCAAGCAGCUGAAGAAGGAGUCCCAGAAAGACAGAAAGGCCCCCUUGGCUGAUAAGAAGGAGGAAACCCAGGCACCCAUCCCACUUAAGAAAGAAGGUGCUGGCAUGAGGAGAAUGGGCCGCAAGCCAGAGGGCGAUGGCUCCAGGCCACAGGGCGAUGGCUCCAGGCCACAGGGCAGCCAAGGAGAGGGUCGCCCCCUCACAGACAGACGGCCUGUGGACAGGCGGCCCCCUCGCCGCUUUGAGAGGCUUGCUAGUGACUCUGGCGAGAAGCCUGAUGGUGGUGAAUUCUCAGUGGAGAAGCCCAUUGGUGACAAGCCCAUGAGAGGACGUGGAGGUGGAGGUGGCCGAGGAGGCCGUGGAGGCAGAGGACGGGGCAUGGGUCGCAGUGACGGGUUUGACUCCAGAGGAAAGCGUGAAUUUGAUAGGCACAGUGGCAGUGACCGAUCUAGUCUGAAAGGUGAGGAGAAGCGUGGUGGAAGUGGAUCUCACAACUGGGGCACAGUCAAGGAUGAACUCAAUGAACUUGACCAGUCAAAUGUCACUGAAGAGAACCCAGAAGGAGAGGAGCAUCCACCUGCUGAUUCUGAGAACAAGGAGAAUGAGGUGGAGGAUGUGAAGGAUGAAGGCCCCAAGGAGAUGACUUUGGAUGAAUGGAAGGCCAUGCAGGACAAGGAACGGGCCAAGGUGGAGUUCAACAUCCGCAAGGCCAAUGAGGGAACUGGAGGGGACUGGAGCAAAGGAUUUGUGCUGCACAAGUCCAAGGCAGAUGAUAAGAAAGAUGAUCUCAUUGAGCCUGAGGCGGAGGAGCCUAAGGCAGAGGAUGAUCACCACUUCCGGAAGCCAGCCAAUGACAUUACGUCCCAGCUGGAGAUCAACUUCGGAGACCUGGGCCGUCCAGGCCGUGGACGUGGUGGACCACGCGGUGGUCGGGGCAGUCGUGGCCGUGGGGAACCCACUAGAACGGUCCGUGGGGCAAGACCAGAUAAGUUAUCUGCAUCUGUGCCCAACGUGGACGACCCAGAGGCCUUCCCGGCUCUGGCCUAAGGCCCGGCUGCUGUCCCUCAGGCCUGCAGGAGCCUUCUGAGCACCUCCACUAUGAGGCUUGCAUGUUCCUGGAUUCUUCAGCAAAGUGAAAUGAUGGAGAAGACUGUCAUUAUCUAUGACACCAAUGUGAGGACUGAGUUUUACCCAACAAAAACAAAGAUGGAAAAAAAAAAUUAACAAAAAAGGGACUUCUUGCUACUCUGGAGCAGCUUAUUGGUAGAGGUUUUGUACUUGGAAACAAAGUAGCAGGGAUGUUUUCAUACAGUAUUUUUUUCAGAGGUUAUGCAUUGUCCAUUGAUACAUUUUUGUAAUUGCUGCUUGAAAAUCUGCAUUUUGAAAUGUAAGCCUAAGACUCUAGCUUGGUGUGUGCCAUUGCUUGUUUGCUUUAAAAUAGGCACAGUGGAACUGCAGCCCCGGCUCAGAAGCUCUGCCACACCAAGUAUUUGUGAUGAAGUUACAGCUUCACUCAUUGAGAUUUAUGGAUUUUUUUCAUUAGCACUGGUGUAUUCUUUUAUAUUUUAUACAGGAGGUCUAUUCUUCUAUGAUCUUCAACCUGUAAAUCUCAGCUAUUUUCAUAAUUAUUUCAGAGACUGUAUUUCACAAGGUGCAAAUAGGACAGGCGCUGGUCAUGGAUCAGGUGAUACUGCCCACAUUUGAAUGCACUGGUGAAAUGGUGCCUAAAUCUGUAUUAAGGUUCUUUUGUACUGAAAUGUUCUAAAGGAGCAACAUUAGGUCCUUUUGGAGGAACAGAAAGGUGAUGACACCUAAAUUAACAUUUGUUCCUGAGACAUUUCUCAAGUGGAUUAAUUUGGGGUCUCUUCCUUUCUUCCCAGUUUAUCUGAUUACUCACCACAUGCAAGUCAAUUAAUGCCUUGUCUUUAACCUCAGAGGGAUACAGAAAGGAAGUGCCUCUAAAUGUUUGAGAUGUGGCUGUACUUGUUAUCAGACCUUGGCCCAAGCAUCCUUCCACAAAUGUGGCAAAGCCCAGCCUGUUUGUUUUUCGCACGUCUGUUGUGAGCUGAUAUUUCCCUCCACUGUUGACUUGCCGUGUAGCUUCCACAGUGGCACCACUGCAUAAUUGCUCUGAAAGAAAUAGUCGUUCAUUGUGUGGAACAACUGAAGUGCUCUACAAAUGUGUGAAUUCUAGCCCUGCUAUUAGAGACCUCUGUCGGUAAAUAAAGAUGGUCGACACA
Monopterus albus (swamp eel) is the source of this 2844-nucleotide messenger RNA. It is a transcript of the gene serbp1a, whose product is annotated as SERPINE1 mRNA binding protein 1a. The record is from RefSeq and is a predicted model, not a curated record. Gene Ontology annotation, molecular function: mRNA 3'-UTR binding. Lineage: Eukaryota; Metazoa; Chordata; Actinopteri; Synbranchiformes; Synbranchidae. Bases 443 to 1651 code for a protein of 402 amino acids. The transcript has 10 exons. Gene Ontology annotation, cellular component: nucleus; cytoplasm.